AGCUGUUAAGUUUGCAAACGCGGUGCCUUAAAAAUACGGUAGACCCUGUGAACAAGGUUAGUUGCACACGUACACACGUAUUUUCAGUACAGAGUUUCUGCACAACCGAGGCCGGAAAAACACCUCAAAAUGGCCAUCGAAUUGUUCACUGUUCUCGGCAAAUUCUACGAGGAGUACAUGAGUAAGACCUCGCAGAAGCUCAAGAUCAUCGAUGCCUAUCUGGCUUACAUUAUGCUGACCGGAAUUGUGCAGUUUGUGUACUGUGUCCUCGUCGGAACCUUCCCCUUCAAUUCGUUUCUGUCUGGUUUCAUCUCGUGUGUCGGGUCAUUCGUUUUGGGAGUUUGCCUUCGACUUCAAGUCAACCCAGCCAACAAAGUAGAUUUUAGAAACACCUCUCCAGAACGUGCCUUCGCAGAUUUCAUCUUUGGUAGCAUCAUUCUUCAUCUAGUUGUCCUGAAUUUCAUUGGAUAAUCGUCUUUGUUUAAAGGGAAGGAGUAAAGUAGACAACAGGGGCCAGCAGCCAUCAUGCAGAACUGGUGAAAGUAAAGAAAAACAUAAGACAACCUACUGACAACGGGAGAUUGAAAACUGUCACCUGGCCCAACGCUUUUCACUAUAAAACAAAUGACCUAAAUGGACAAUUUACAAAACUGGUUUAUUUCUUCAAUUCAAUACCAGUACUUCAGUAGUAAAGUAUAUAUUGUACUGUGGAAGUAAAGCAAUUCUUAAUAAUUGCCAAAAUCCAGGUAUGUUUUACAUAAAGAGCUGAAUGAACCAUACUGUGGAAAUUUUACGGUGGAACAUUUUUAAUUUAAAGUCAUCUUUGUCAAUUUGACACUUGUAUGCAAAGCAUCAUUUUUUUUUUCUGAGCUGUUUGGUUCCUAUUCUAUUAAUGUUGAACACAGCAAUAUUCAGCUCAUUGGCAGUUGAAUUGGUGCAUGUAUUUCAGCAGUGAUAUCAUUGUUUUUCCCGGAAAGAGGAAACAGUGUAGCCCAUCUUGGGAGAGUUGCUUUCGAUGAAAAACUCACACUUUCUUCGUAAGCUUCUUGUGUUACCCUUGAAAAUAAUUGUUUCAUAUAAUUUAGUAGAAAUACUCCCUGUUCGAUUGUUUAAAUUUAAUUUCAUUAUACAUGUACUUGUGAUGAUUGUAUCAUUUGGAAUACAAGAAUCAUGUUUGGGCAGUUAUUACAAACAUAGGAAAGCACUACGUUAUUAAGCACAUGAGGUGCCCCUGUUUCUGUCGUGUACAGGUCCAUCAUUCCUAGCUGCAUAAGUGUGACUCAAAUACUGGACUUCUUCCAUAUCAAUGUAAGUAAACUAUGUGUGACCCGUGACCUCAAGAAAAAUCCUGCAGUCAUUUUGAACGAUCCAAAUUUCCCCUGAAAAUUACAGGAUAACUAGAUAUCUACAGGUAUGCAAUUCAGUUUUUCCUGGUUCUUAAUAAGUUAAGUAGUUUGCUAAAAGAAUAUCAUGUGGGGAAAAAACAGUCUAGAUUUAACAUUCAGGAAAAUACGGUUCAGAAAAUUUAGCAUGUAUCACUUUGGCUCUAAAAGAAAUGGAUAAAGUCCAGUAUUUGAGACAUUUUUCAGAGCCAUCUCUUUCCGAGUGCACAAUUUUUACACUCCAAAGAUGAAACCGGAAUUCAUUUCAAUAAAUUGACAAAUUGGCAUUGAACAAGACACAUUA
Molecule: messenger RNA, 1686 nt
Organism: Patiria miniata (bat star)
Lineage: Eukaryota; Metazoa; Echinodermata; Asteroidea; Valvatida; Asterinidae
Gene: dad1
Product: dolichyl-diphosphooligosaccharide--protein glycosyltransferase subunit DAD1-like
Exons: 3
Coding region: 130-471 (113 amino acids)
Biological process (GO): protein N-linked glycosylation
Cellular component (GO): oligosaccharyltransferase complex; membrane
Source: RefSeq, a predicted model, not a curated record